Postia placenta MAD-698-R-SB12 is the source of this 1050-nucleotide messenger RNA. RefSeq lists its product as hypothetical. The transcript has 6 exons. Gene Ontology annotation, molecular function: oxidoreductase activity, acting on NAD(P)H. NCBI's taxonomy places the organism in Eukaryota, Fungi, Basidiomycota, Agaricomycetes, Polyporales, Adustoporiaceae. Bases 1 to 1050 code for a protein of 349 amino acids. The record is from RefSeq and is a predicted model, not a curated record.
AUGGCCGCUCCCAUGAAGGCUCUUGUCGUCCAGGAGGACAAGACCGUCGCCGUCCUGGACCACCCAGUCCCCGCCGUCGGCGAUGAUGACAUCCUCUUCCGCACCGUCGCCGUCGCGCAGAACCCCACCGACUGGAAAUUCGUCGACCACGUCACGAGACCCGGCACGAUCCUCGGCUGCGACUUCUCCGGCUAUGUCGUGCAGGCCGGCAAGAACGUCGCGUCCCCCGCCGUCGGCGACCACGUCGCCGGCUUCGUCCAGGGCGGCACCUUCGUCGACAGUGGCGCCUACGCCGAGUACAUCCGCACGCCCGCCGAGCUCGCCUGGGUCGUUCCGCAGGGCACGCUCUCGCACGAGGAGGCCGCCACCUUCGGCUGCGCAUUCUGGACCGCCGUGCAGGCGCUCUUCCACCCCGCCCGCCUCGGCCUCGUCGCGCCCCCGCUCAAGGUCGACGCCCCCGAGUGGAUCUUUGUCUACGGCGGCAGCUCCUCCGUCGGCCAAUUCGCCAUCCAGCUGCUGCACCUCGCGGGCUACAAAGUCGCGACGACCGCGUCCCCACACAACCACGCCCUCGUGCGCGCGCUCGGCGCGGACGUCGUCGUCGACCACAGCGCCGGCGCCGAAGCCAUCGCUGCGCUCAAAGCCGCCACCGGCGACACCGUCACUGCGGCGCUCGACGCCAUCUCGCUCCGCAAAUCGCAGGAGUUCACCGCGCGGGUACUUGGGCCGCGCGGCGGCAAGGUCAUUCUGCUUCUGCAGCCCAACCCCGAGGCGCGCGUCCGCGAGGACGUCGUCUUCCAGCACACGCUGAUCUACACCGCGCUCGGCCGCGAGUUUGCGCUCGCGACACUCUAUCCCGUGUCGGCCGCGGACUACGCGCACAUGACUGCGUUCCUGCGCAUUGUGCCCGCACUCGUGCAGACAGGCGCGCUGCGGCCGAACCCCGUGCGCCUCUGGGAGGGCGGGCUCGCCGCGGUGCCGGACGGGCUGCAGUAUAUGCGCGAGGGCCGGGUGAGCGGCGAGAAGAUCGUGUACCGCGUGGCCGCAUGA